GCCAUUAUCAGUAAGCCUCGAAUCAAAAUUUCCAAACCCUCAGACGCUGUCACUGUCAUGGCCCGCCUUGUCACUCCCUCAGUUCCCAUUGAAAAAUCUUCUAUCAUUCAAUCGCAGAGAAACUUCAAUUUCUCAUCACAGAAUUUACUUCCCAAAAUCGAUGGCCUCAACUUCACUCGUGCUCCCCGUAAAAUACCGUUGUCCAUUUCUCGAGAGACCUCUGAAGUGCCGAUCAAUUCCGCACCACCAAAAGCCGCUAACCCGAUAAUUGUUAUCGACAAUUAUGAUAGCUUUACUUAUAACCUCUGCCAAUAUAUGGGCGAGCUGGGUUGUGAUUUUGAGGUCUACCGAAAUGAUGAGCUCACAGUUAAUGAGCUAAAAAGGAAGAAUCCAAGAGGAGUGUUGAUAUCGCCUGGACCAGGAACUCCUCAGGACUCUGGAAUAUCAUUACAGACAGUACUGGAACUUGGCCCGAGUGUACCAUUAUUUGGCGUGUGCAUGGGACUGCAGUGCAUGGGGGAAGCUUUUGGAGGAAAAAUUGUGCGUUCUCCUUACGGUGUUAUGCAUGGAAAAAGUUCUCUUGUGUAUUAUAAUGAGGCUGGAGAAGAAGGCAUUCUAGCAGGCUUAUCAAAUCCUUUUACUGCUGGUAGAUACCAUAGCCUUGUGAUUGAAAAGGAAACUUUUCCCCAUGAUGCACUCGAGAUAACUGCAUGGACAGAGGAUGGACUAGUAAUGGCUGCACGUCACAAAGUAUAUAAACAUCUGCAGGUAAAAUGGUGCUAAAUUUCUUUUGAUUUUGAUACUGUUGGGCGGAAGUAGAGAUGACGCUCAUGGAAAAAGAGGAUAUCUUUGUUUUCGAUAAUCCUAUUCCACUUCCAAUUAGCAGGAGGUGGAGAUCUGUAGAAUUUCCCAUUUGAUGGACUAUAUGGGGCAACAAUUGGAUUUUGAUAAGGGCAUUCUGGCAGCAUAUUUAUUAUGCUAGAGUCACAAUGCAGUCAUAGGAUUGCUAAUGCUUAAAUACUGACUACAGAACAAUCGGAUAAAUGCCUCUAGAAGGAAGCGGAGAAGCAGUAGGUGAUGCAAACAGUGGUACAAAAAAGAUCCAUAUCUUGAAAUAUCCACAACUUAGUGAAGGAAACUGUUAGAUGAUGUGAUUUGGUUUUGACUUUAUUGUUUAUACUUGCACCAAGAGUUUUGGGAGAUGAGAUGCUGCAGUCUCAUCAGAUGCAACGAGGACAUGUUUUAGCACACAGUUUUGUGAAUCACAACUUGAAGUCUGUAUUCAUUCUCCAUGUUUGAUUCAUGGCAUUGUUAUAGAGUAAUACACGAGGCUUAGCUUAAGCAUUUUGGUCUAGUUGGUAAGGUAAUGUUGCUUGGACUGGUCAUUAUCGAGAAUCAACCUUGUGUAUCUCAUAUUGCAGUAUCAUCAUGGAAUACGUGAAUGGGCUGAUUGUUUCACUGAUGAUAGUAGCAACUUCAGCGUGGUUCUUGGUGUCAUUGUAAGGACUAUUCACGGUUUCCAUGAAGCAUAAUAAUAGAAACUUAACAGAAGAACCUGCGAUCUAGAAGCUGUUUACGAGGAAAUUGGGGAACUGUAGAAUAGCAUAGUUGUCAAUGAUGAUAGACAAGUUCCACUCUUGUAGCUCUAACUCCCCCCAAUCACUCCAUUGCAAAGAAGGGCUAUGAUAUCUAUAUAUUAACUAUAAAUAACAA
This is a messenger RNA of Olea europaea var. sylvestris, 1713 nucleotides long. Its product is annotated as anthranilate synthase beta subunit 1, chloroplastic-like. Gene Ontology annotation, biological process: L-tryptophan biosynthetic process. The transcript is spliced from 7 exons. The record is from RefSeq and is a predicted model, not a curated record. The coding region runs from base 58 to 783 and encodes 241 amino acids. NCBI's taxonomy places the organism in Eukaryota, Viridiplantae, Streptophyta, Magnoliopsida, Lamiales, Oleaceae. Gene Ontology annotation, cellular component: cytosol.